CCUCCGAGCCGAUCCCCUCCCCUCCCGUCCCCUCCCGUUCCGAUACGAUGAUGGCCUCAUGCCAACUCCUCUCCCACCACCCCCACCCUUUCAGUUUCGAUGAGAAGAUAUCCAGCGGACUCUUCAAGAAAGGGGCGGCUUCUCCCACUCCUUGCUUUGGCCUCGGGACUUCAUGUUGGAGGAGGACGACGAGGAGUCGUCCGUCGCAUAGAAUCAUGGCUGACUCAACAUCUGGGAGGAGGCAAGUGGAGGUAGUGUAUGAUCCGGAUGAAAGGUUGAACAAGUUGGCGGACGAAGUGGAUAAGAACACUGGACUUUCUAGGCUGUCCCUCUUUUCGCCGUGCAAGAUAAACGUGUUUUUGAGGAUUACUGGUAAGCGGGAAGAUGGUUUUCAUGAUUUGGCAUCUCUGUUUCAUGUUAUAAGUUUAGGAGAUACUAUCAAAUUCUCCUUGUCGCCAACUAAGACCAGAGAUCGCUUGUCAGCUAAUAUGUCAGGUGUUCCACUGGAUGAAAGAAACUUGAUCAUCAAGGCACUCAACCUUUAUAGAAAGAAAACUGGUACCGAUAACUUCUUCUGGAUUCAUCUUGAUAAGAAGGUGCCUACUGGUGCUGGUCUUGGAGGUGGAAGUAGUAAUGCUGCAACUGCAUUAUGGGCUGCUAAUCAAUUUAGUGGCUGUCCUGCUACCGAAAAGGAACUUCAGGAAUGGUCAGGUGAAAUUGGUUCUGAUGUUCCCUUCUUUUUCUCGCAUGGAGCAGCAUAUUGUACUGGUAGGGGAGAGGUUGUUGAGGAUAUUCCACGUCCACUGCCACUGGACUUGCCUAUGGUUCUCAUAAAGCCUCAAGAAGCAUGCUCAACUGCCGAAGUUUACAAGCGACUUCGGCUAGACCAAAUUAGUUCAUAUGACCCACUGGUGUUGCUUGGUGAGAUCACUCAAAAUGGAGUAUCUCAAGAUGUUUGUAUAAAUGAUCUUGAGCCUCCUGCUUUUGAAGUCCUUCCAUCUCUUAAAAGGUUGAAAAAACGUGUGCUUGCUGCCAGUCGCGGACAGUACGAUGCUGUUUUCAUGUCAGGAAGCGGAAGCACCAUCGUCGGUGUUGGUUCGCCAGAGCCUCCAUCAUUCGUCUAUGAUGAUGAUGAAUACAAGGAUGUGUUCGUCUCAGAGGCGUGCUUCUUGACACGCCAAGAGAACCAGUGGUACAGGGAACCGAGUUCACCGAUCACCUAUUCCAGUAAAGAUUUGACUUCUGGAGCAGCACCAACAAGUUGAAAUGAUCUGUCAUUCUCUUCCUGCUCGAUUCGCAAUUUCCUUUACGAAUGAGCAUACAGAUUUAUGUAAUGGCUAAUAUAUGACAGAUGAAAUAGCUUGCAGAAUUGUGUAUGCUUCACAAUUAUAUGAUAUUACCAGCAGCAUAUCAAAAGCCAAAGCUGGGCUUACUUAUUCAA
Messenger RNA from Musa acuminata subsp. malaccensis (wild Malaysian banana), 1441 nucleotides. Its product is annotated as 4-diphosphocytidyl-2-C-methyl-D-erythritol kinase, chloroplastic. Gene Ontology annotation, cellular component: chloroplast. The record is from RefSeq and is a predicted model, not a curated record. Lineage: Eukaryota; Viridiplantae; Streptophyta; Magnoliopsida; Zingiberales; Musaceae. Gene Ontology annotation, molecular function: ATP binding; 4-(cytidine 5'-diphospho)-2-C-methyl-D-erythritol kinase activity. Gene Ontology annotation, biological process: terpenoid biosynthetic process.